AUGGGGAACAUGCUGGAGGAGGGGAUGAACCCCGUCAUCGUCAGCCACUACAAUCACUCAGGGAAGUGGGACCGGCCUCGCAGCAGCGGGGCCUGCAAGAUGGCCGUGCUGCUCUUUAUCUGCGUGCUGAUUGUUCUAGAGAAUGUCACGGUCCUGCUCGCUCUCUGGAGGAACAAACGCUUCCACAGCCGCAUGUACUUCCUCAUUGGAAACCUGGCGCUGUCAGACCUGCUGGCUGGUGUGGCCUACGUGGUCAACAUCUUUACCUCGGGACGCAACACAUAUUUCCUGACACCAGUGCAGUGGCUGGCCAGAGAAGGGAGCAUGUUUGUGGCCCUCAGUGCAUCCACGUUCAGCCUCUUGGCCAUUGGGAUUGAGAGGCACAUGACUAUGGUGCGUUUGCGUCCGUGUGAGACGGCAGGUCGGGGGAGACUUCUAGGACUGUUGGCUGCCUGCUGGCUUGUGUCAGUGCUGCUCAGUGCCCUGCCCAGUCUGGGCUGGAACUGCCUGAAAAACAAGGACUCCUGCUCCACAGUGUUGCCGCUCUACGCUAAGAGUUAUGUGGCCUUCUGCAUCAGUGUGUUCAGCGCCCUGUUGGUGGCCAUCAUCAUCCUCUACAUCAGGAUCUACCGCCUGGUGACCUCUAGCGGCCGCAGGGUGAGCAGCCGGCCUUCAGAGCGCUCGUUGGCCCUGCUGCGGACAGUAGUUAUUGUUCUUGGAGUGUUUGUCAUGUGCUGGACCCCCCUCUUCCUCCUGCUGCUGCUGGAUGUUGGCUGUAGCCCAGAUAAGUGCCCUGUGCUCUACCAGGUGGACUGGUUUAUAGCCCUGGCUGUGCUCAACUCUGCACUCAACCCUCUAAUAUACACUCUGUCCAGCAGGGAGAUGAGGGCGGCCUUCUUCAGGCUGCUGUGCUGCUGUCAGACCAGCAUGGAGCACACUGGGACCCCUGUGGUGGGUAACCCCCACCUGGGCACUGUCAUCCCCACAGCGGAAAACAGCAAAACCAGUGGAGGAGGGGGCAGUGGGGCUGGCAAGUCCACUCUGAAUAGAGGGAGGGUUCCCACACCGAUGAACUCUGACAACAAACAUGGAGAUCCCUCAGCCACUGCUGUGCCCCAUCCUUCUGGUCCUGCAGACCUGCUCUCAGCUGUGCUGGUGAAGGCGGGGGCGCUGCCGACCCUAAGCAAGUUCUGAGUGGAAGCACCUUAAUGAGGCCUUACUGCAGGGAGACUCAACUUGCUUUGCCCAGGGGCCAGUUAUGAACAAACAAUAAAAAUCAGGGCUGCACGAUUUUGUAAAAAAUAUCUAAUUGUGAUUUUGACAGGUAUCGCAAUAAUUGAUUCAUGAUAAGAAUCAUUCAUUAUAUGAUUCAUUGGAGGGAAUGAUAAUUUUUGCAUCAUUACUCUCAAUUUAAUCCAAAAAUAUAUUAAAAUGAUCUUGAUGUGACUUUCUGUGAGGAUCUGUACAAAACAAAGAUUUGUCUGCAGAAUGUAAUUUGUGAGACAUUUAUGCAGCAGAACAAUCCUUCAUUCAGAUGGUACUUUGACACAUAUUGUGCCUUAUAAUGUGCCAAAUUCUGCGCCUCAUGCAAUUUGGAUAUUGCACUAAUCCAUAUUGCAAUUUCAGUGAACUUUUGAUUAAUUGUGCAGCCCUGUUAAUUAUAUUUAUCAAAUAAAAAUGAAUUAACAUCAGGAGGCCCGUAAUCCUGUUGCAGCAGCUCUGCACAGGUCAGGUGUACGCCGGGGCGUUUCUGGGAUUUGAGGACAUUCAGGACUUAGCCUAAAAAUCUGUUGGGCCAUAUUUUGAUGCUUUUUUAAUGCAGUCUGGCACCUUAUUUACAAACAAAAAAAUCCCAUUGUGAAGUUAGAAAAUGGUCAGAUUUGGCCUCCCGGCUGUAAGUUGAGUUUCUCUGUUUUACAGUCACACAGAAGUAGACAUAGAACUGACACAGUCCUGCUAUCAGCCACUUUUUGUUUCUGCACUAUGGCCAGUGUAGCAGUGUAUAUGAUGAAGUAAUGGUUUUCAGCUGGAACCAUAUUAAUGCAGUAAGAGUACAAUCAAAAUAAUUUAAAGCCACUAUUUACAACAACUUUACAAUAAUACUCACAACAUUAAAAGUCAUUGAUAUGUUGUGUUUGUCUUACACAGGAAUUCAUGUUUAGUGUUUCACAUUUCACAACUAUGCAAUACAAAAGGACAGUUUCAUAGUCAUGGAUGAACCCAUUUGUGACCAAAGAGUUUAUGUAUUAAAAUAUAUGAUGAUACACGUUUGAAGUUACAUCACAUGAAAAUUCACACUUUUAUCAAUGUUUUUGAAACAUUUUGUGAUUUAAAUGUUUCCUAUAUGACAUUUUUUUUACACUGCAUAUUUAUUUACAACUUUGAUAUUUAACUUAUUAUUGGUCCAUUCCAAAUACUUGAUUGUGGUCCAUGUAGUUUCUGAGAUACAGUUAUCUUGUUAUCAUACAAUAGUCAGUCUUUGGGCACACAGGGCUAUCAUUUAUCUCUAAAAAAAAAACAUUAAGAAAAAAAGUGGUCCCAUGUGCCUACAGACAAGACAUAAUGUGAUCAUAAAAAAAUGGGAUUUCAGCAGAACACUGCAACUGAUUUUGAAAAUGUCUUCACAUUUUUGCCUAGGCAAUCCCAGAGAACAAAAAAGUAAAAAAUUUUGUUGUGGUCACAAAUGGGUUAAGCCGAGCCCCAAAUGAAGUCUCUUGUCU
Centropristis striata (black sea bass) is the source of this 2720-nucleotide messenger RNA. It is a transcript of the gene s1pr3a, whose product is annotated as sphingosine-1-phosphate receptor 3a. Lineage: Eukaryota; Metazoa; Chordata; Actinopteri; Perciformes; Serranidae. Gene Ontology annotation, biological process: G protein-coupled receptor signaling pathway. Gene Ontology annotation, cellular component: membrane. The transcript has a single exon. Gene Ontology annotation, molecular function: sphingosine-1-phosphate receptor activity. The coding region runs from base 1 to 1194 and encodes 397 amino acids. The record is from RefSeq and is a predicted model, not a curated record.